GAUACUCAAGAGUAAAGUAUCUCUGGUUUUCUCAAUCUCAUUCUGGUUCUUUGGUUAUAAUUCACAAUUGAAUUGAAUUGUUCUUCAUUUGUUUAAUUAAAUUAAAUUUCUAAUUCCAACAUCAUCAUGGCUUUGACAAAUUCUGUAAAAGGAGACGAGAUUGAAAAGCAAGACAAUGAGGUUUCUAAUGAGAAACCUGUUGAUGUGGUAGAACCAGUUCGAAGUCGAACAAGUCAAAGGAAAGCGGCCACUGCUGCUGUUAAUGCUAUGAAAGAACAAGCUUUAGGCGCAAAGAAGGCUGAAAAUGAGGAAUAUGAUGGUAAACCCAAGAGAGGUGGUCGAGGAAAACCAAAAGCAAACAGUGAAAAGAGUAGCGCCAAAACUGAACGAAAAAGAGCUGCGUCAACUGAUGAUGAAGAAGAAGAAGAACAAUCUAAAAGUAAACGAGGUCGACCAAAGGCUAAACCAGCGCCCAAAAAGAAAGCAGCAUCAGCCCCAACAGCUCGAAGAGCUGGUAGACCAAGUAAAAAAGCAGCCAAAGAAGACGCGGUAAAAGAGUCAGAGGAAGAAAAUAAAGACGAUGAUAAAGCUCAAGACAAAGAAGAUGAAUGAGGAGAAGAUUAAUAUUAACUGAUUAACUUCAUCUUUUCUCAAGUCAUAACAAACAUCAGCCAUUGAAAUUUUCAUCUCUCAUCUUCGGAGCUUUUUUUUCUUUUCUCUUUCAAUCCAUCUUUUUUAACCCUCAACCUCUUCAUUAGAGAAAAUCACAUUCACCUUAUUUCUCAUUUUCUUUCGGAAACCAGACUCUUCAUACUUUUAACUUAUACGUCUCAUCAGUGACAUGAGAGCCAAUUUCGACACUUAUCCAUUUAAUUAUCCACAUUCUUCUCAUGUCUCUUUCUAACUGGAUUAACUUGAUAAUUAUCACCAAAUUCUGCAGAUUUUCCUCAUUUCUAUUUAAAAUUAACCUUAAACAGUACAUUCAAAGCCAAACCAUCUCACCAAAAGUAGACAACACAACAACAUUCAAAAUCAAAUUGUACCUUUAAUUUUUCCCCAUUUUCGCCUGUUAAUCAAAUUGGACCUUUUCUUUCUUGUAAAUUAUUAUCAACCAGUUAUAAUUACAAAAUUAAAAGAUCUGGUAUCUUCUUA
Molecule: messenger RNA, 1152 nt
Organism: Panonychus citri (citrus red mite)
Lineage: Eukaryota; Metazoa; Arthropoda; Arachnida; Trombidiformes; Tetranychidae
Product: nucleolin-like
Exons: 2
Coding region: 127-612 (161 amino acids)
Biological process (GO): regulation of DNA-templated transcription
Cellular component (GO): chromatin; nucleus
Molecular function (GO): DNA binding
Source: RefSeq, a predicted model, not a curated record